AUGUAUUUACGAAGGGUAUUAUUUUGUUGGAUACUCUUAAAUUUUUUCAUAAAUGUAUCGUUCACGCUGUUUUUACCCUCAUCGGAAACUGGCUUGAACGCAGUGAAAAAAGCGCCGAGAUGGAAUAUUCCAUGGCUCGGAAUGGGAUUAUGGUGUAACGGUUGUCCACCGGCAGCUUGCGAAGAUGAUGAAGCGAUAAUCCACGGCUACUGCUGCGGUUGUGCUUAUGGAUUAGACCAAUUACCUGUUCAGUGUCCCGAUUUUCUUCAGUGUCCUCUCAACUUGCACGGGCUUUGUCAUGACUACGAGUAUAUGAUGAGGUGCUGUUGUUAAUAAAGUAAGCUCCGCUCAACCACUUGCUUUGAGCGCAAUCGAACUUCUGAACGUUUGUGACUUUGUGCAACCGUUGAAUUUUAAUGUAUUGACUACACCAAACUGCCGCCAAACAUUUAAAUACGCCUAGAAAUUUGUUUUUUAUUGUAUGAAUCAAAUGUUCUUUUUUCGGUAGAUUACACAAAUAAGAUUAAUGUCUAAUUACAGUGACAUUCUAACAAUGUUGUGAAAACUUUUAAUUUAAGUGCAUAAUUGUAAAUCUUAGUGGUAUUGUUUUAAUGUAGAAAGUUGUUUUAUGUACUUAGUUGGUAUGCCUUUAUUAAAUAAAUAAAUAAUAAAUGAAAGAAAAUAAAAAUAAAUUUAUACAUACAUUAGGCACAUCUAAGGAAAAGUAGGGAUUAAAUAAAACAUCUUUAAAU
Melitaea cinxia (Glanville fritillary) is the source of this 752-nucleotide messenger RNA. RefSeq lists its product as uncharacterized. Lineage: Eukaryota; Metazoa; Arthropoda; Insecta; Lepidoptera; Nymphalidae. The coding region runs from base 1 to 333 and encodes 110 amino acids. The record is from RefSeq and is a predicted model, not a curated record. The transcript is spliced from 3 exons.